Pleuronectes platessa (European plaice) is the source of this 2494-nucleotide messenger RNA. RefSeq names its product F-box and leucine-rich repeat protein 6 (gene fbxl6). Gene Ontology annotation, cellular component: SCF ubiquitin ligase complex. Gene Ontology annotation, molecular function: protein binding. Gene Ontology annotation, biological process: SCF-dependent proteasomal ubiquitin-dependent protein catabolic process. Lineage: Eukaryota; Metazoa; Chordata; Actinopteri; Pleuronectiformes; Pleuronectidae. The coding region runs from base 223 to 1815 and encodes 530 amino acids. The transcript is spliced from 10 exons. The record is from RefSeq and is a predicted model, not a curated record.
UGUGAUUGGAUAAGGUGACGCUGAACAGCCUCUGAUUGGACAGUUUUACAGCAGGCUGGCCGUGACCGAUCCCUCCACCAAUCACAGGGUGGACCACUGAUGCAUUGUGGGACGACUAGCUAGUUUGCAGGAGCUAGCAGCAGAUGCUGAUGUGUCACUACUCUCCAGAUGUCCGGUUUUCCUGAAAUGAAGCUCACUAUUAAGAUGAGAUAACAGCACACAAUGGAUUCCUCUGCAGCGGAAGCUUCGACCCCGAGUGAAAUAAAAGACGACGCUGCACCAAGUACCUCAAAUAAAACAGCUCGAGGGGGAGACGGACCAAAGUCGAAGAAGGCCUCGUUGAAGAGGAAAGCAGGGGAAACUGAAAAUGCAAAAACAAAGAAGCCAAAAAAGGCACGAGUCUCCAGGCCUGCCCAGCUUGGCUACACUGUCCAUCAAGGGGAAGACAUGCUACUGGUCAUAGCAAGUUCCACUUCUCAGUAUGACGGUUCAGUCUGGAGGCCUCAAAAGAAGGGAGGCAAAAAGAAAAAGCUUGCUAAAGGGAAUCACAGAUGGGGGGAAAGUCUACCUGAGGAGGUGCUAGUUAAUAUAUUUCAGAUGGUGGUCGUCCAAGAUGGAGCUGUUCCAUUUCUAUGCAGGGUGGGGAGAGUCUGUCGGCUGUGGAACACCGCGGCCUCCAGCCCGGUCCUGUGGCGUAAAGUGACUGUGGGUCACUGCUGGAUCGCUCCAGGGAAAACACAGCUCCCCAAAACUGAGAAGAAGAUUCAGGAGACUUUUGACUGGCUGGCGCAAAACAGAUUUUCUCAGCUACGAGACUUUUCUCUGUGUCACUGGAAAAAGAACAAUGACUUUGCAGUCGAGGUUGUUUCGCAGUUCUGCCCUCACCUUCGCUCCCUCACACUCUCUUACUGCACAGGCCUGACAGCGAGCGCCUUCCAAAGCCUCGGCCUGCACAGCCGGGCGCUACAGAGCUUAAAUCUCCAGUAUUCAGAGGUUGAUGGCCUCCUGGAGUACUUGGAGAAUCAUGGGAGCCAGAUCAAGCAGAUUUGGUUCACUCAUGGACUAAAGAAUGACCGACUUCUGUCCACCCUCACCAGGGGGUGUUGUCCUGAAUUGGAUUUGCUGGAGAUCAACACAAAGCUCGACAGCAAAGACUGUGAACUUCCCAUUUGCAUCCAGGCUCUGCAGGCGGCGUGUCCCAAACUCAAGACCUUCCGUAUGCUGAACGUCCGACCUCUGCACAAGACCAUGCGUAAUGGUGCUGACUCAACCUCAGGUUUCCCGAUGCUGGAGGAGCUUUGCAUUGCCACCACGUCUUACUCCUACAUGAGCGACAAGAACCUGCUGGACAUCCUCUACGGCUCCACCAAGCUGCGGGUGCUGGACUUGCGAGGCUGUUCGCGAAUAACUCCAUCAGGUCUCGCAGCAUUACCCUGUCCUGAGCUGGAGUGUCUGUUCUGGGGACAGUAUUUCAGCAGCCAUACCGCGUUGUCCUCGCAGAAGAGGGGACUUCACAUGGUGACACAAAAGUGGAGUCAAACUUUGAAAGAGCUCGACAUUGCAAACCAGCUCUUUGUUGAGGAGGACCUGGAGAUCGCGAUGAGUUACCUGGCGCAGGCCACAGAGGCGGAUACGCUGCGUUCACUCAACCUGAGUGGAACGAGGAUCACAUCCCCCGCCCUCAGGGCAGUCGUCGGCCGGAUGACUUCUCUUAAUUACCUCAACCUUUCCUCCUGCCGCUAUCUACCAAGAGGAGUCAAGAGACUUUACCGUGGCCAAGAAGACAUUCGCCAGCUGCUGGACAAGUUGGAGUAGCUGGUGAACUCAUAUUACACUGGAAUGUCUUGAAACUUUCUUACUUGUAUAUAAUGUUAUCCAGGUUCUAUGUUUGUUCACAACAAAGAGAUGCAGAGCGCUGCAUCAAUCCAGGGAGAAAACCUGCAGGUGCUACACACAUUCUAACAGCUCAGUCUACAUUGGUAGUUUAAAAAGUCACAUUAACAUGUUGGAGUCAGAAACUUUUGAACGUCUCCAUGUGACCUGUUGUUAUUCAAAAUGAUAUGUGGUAAUGUCUCUGUGUUCUCUUUAAUUAGAGCAUUUAAUGAAUAAAUGACACUGUUUGAGAAUAAGGAAUCAUAAAACCUCUUUGACGCAUUCAGCAGCAACACACGUUUACUUUGUUUAUUUAUUAUAGACCAAGUUACAGUAAUUCCAGGCAAAGGUUUGUCAAGAAAUAUUUGAAUUUAUAAAACUGUUCAAGUUUCCAUAUGCUUCCACUAGGGAGUGUUGUUCUCUCAGCUGAAUGUGCAUGAAGACCAACAGAGGCCUGUGUUGUAAAGUUUCACAAUUAAGUGAUAAUGCCUCAGUCACUACACAAUUUCUCACAAAGUCUGUUUAAAACUACAUGUGUUUAUAUUGUAUUUGCUUCAUUUGAAAUAAAUGAAUAUGUAUUUCUUUUGUACAUCAACAUGAGCAAUGGAGAAAGAAAAGAAAA